UCUUGCUUGCAGAAUCCCUGCCUGCUUCCCUAUGGCAAGGCCCUCUACAGCUACGAGGGGAAGGAACCCGGCGACCUCAAGUUCAACAAGGGGGACAUCAUCGUCCUGCGGCGCAAGGUGGAUGAACAGUGGUACCAUGGCGAGCUGCACGGCACACAGGGCUUCCUCCCAGCCAGCUAUAUCCAGUGCAUCCAGCCCUUGCCACACGCCCCGCCCCAGGGAAAAGCACUUUAUGAUUUCGAGAUGAAGGACAAAGAUCAAGACAAGGACUGUCUGACCUUCACCAAGGACGAGAUUCUGACGGUGCUCAGGAGAGUGGAUGAGAACUGGGCAGAAGGCAUGCUGGGAGACAAGGUCGGGAUCUUCCCGCUCCUGUACGUGGAGCUCAACGACUCCGCCAAGCAGCUCAUUGAGAUGGACAAGCCGUGCCCAGCCGCUGCAUCCAGCUGCAAUGCCUCCCUGCCCUCUGACUCUGGCGCUGUGGCCAGCAUGGCCCCAAGUCCCACUUUAAGCAGCUCAGGGGCGGUCAGUGCCUUUCAGCGGCGUGUGGAUGGCAAGAAGAACACCAAGAAACGCCACUCCUUCACCGCGCUCAGUGUGACACACAGAUCCUCCCAGGCUGCCAGCCACAGGCAUUCCAUGGAAAUUAGUGCUCCAGUGUUGAUCAGCUCCAGCGAUCCCCGAGCCGCGGCCAGGAUUGGAGACCUUGCUCAUCUGUCAUGCGCUGCUGCCACCCAGGAUGCCUCCUCCUCGGCAGGAUCUACCCCCACAGCUGUCCCGCGAGCUGCCUCGGUGUCUGGAGAGCAGGGCACGCCUCCCAAGGUCCAGCUGCCCCUCAACGUGUACCUGGCGCUCUAUGCCUACAAGCCCCAGAAGAGUGACGAGCUGGAGCUGCACAAGGGAGAGAUGUACCGGGUCCUCGAGAAGUGUCAGGAUGGCUGGUUCAAGGGGGCGUCCCUGAGGACCGGGGUCUCUGGGGUGUUCCCCGGAAACUACGUGACACCCGUUUCCAGGGUGCCUGCAGGAGGGGCAGGGCCGCCCCGGAAUAAUGUGGUCGGAGGGUCUCCACUGGCCAAAGGAAUAACCACAACCAUGCACCCAGGCAGUGGGAGUCUGAGCAGCCUGGCCACCGCCACCAGGCCUGCCCUGCCCAUCACCACUCCCCAGGCCCACGCCCAGCACCCCACAGCCUCGCCCCCAACAGGCAGCUGUCUGCGGCACUCAGCCCAGCCAGUGGCCAGCCAAGCCCGGAGCACCAUUUCAACAGCUGCCCACUCUGCAGCCCAGGCUCAGGACCGGCCAACUGCCACCGUGUCACCCCUGCGCACUCAGAACUCUCCAUCCCGCCUGCCUGCCACCAGCCUCAGGCCCCACUCGGUGGUGUCCCCGCAGCACAGCCACCAGCCCCCAGUGCAGAUGUGCCCGCGGCCGGCCAUCCCCCUCACAUCAGCAGCAUCAGCCAUCACACCUCCCAACGUCAGUGCCGCCAACCUCAACGGGGAGGCUGGAGGGGGGCCCAUCGGUGUUCUGUCCACAUCCAGCCCCACCAACACAGGAUGCAAACUAGACGAGAAGAAAAGUGAAAAGAAAGAGAAGAAGAGUGGGCUCCUGAAGCUUCUAGCCGGAGCAUCCACCAAGAAGAAGUCACGCUCCCCGCCAUCUGUGUCUCCAACCCACGACCCCCAGGUGGCCAUGGACGCCCUGCUCCAAGGUGCAGUGGGCCCCGAAGUGUCCUCACUGUCUACCCACGGCAGGGCAGGGUCCUGCCCCAUAGAGAGCGAGAUGCAGGGUGCCAUGGGGAUGGAGCCUCUGCACAGGAAGGCGGGCUCCUUGGAUCUGAACUUCGCAUCUCCUUCCCGGCAAGCACCUCUGUCCAUGGCUGCCAUCCGCCCCGAGCCCAAGCCGUUGCCCAGAGAGAGGUACCGCGUGGUGGUCUCGUACCCACCCCAGAGCGAGGCGGAGAUCGAGCUGAAGGAAGGCGACAUCGUCUUCGUGCACAAGAAGCGUGAGGACGGCUGGUACAAGGGAACCCUGCAGCGGAACGGCCGCACGGGCCUCUUCCCGGGCAGCUUCGUCGAGAGCUUCUGAGGACUGGUGCUCCCUGCACCCGGCUCACAGAGCGGGAGGCUGCCUGGGAAGUCCCACGGCACACAGAGAGGGAGCCACGGCGCUCCAAGGGUUCCAGGUCGUCUCCAAGGCACCUGGCGGGGGCCGCCCUGGCCCAGGGUGGGGGCCAGGGACUGUGGAGGUCGUGCCUUCUCCCAAAACCCCCAACGGAGAGCACACCUGGGAUGUUCUUCAAGGAAAUGUCCACCCCCUCUGUGGAAACUGCAAAGAAAGCACUUUGAGGAAGAGAGGCAGGUGCCGGCGCAGGCAGGCCUGUGGGUGUGGUUUGCAGCCACGGCAGCGUUCAUAUUUACCACCUAAGCAGGGUUGGAGGUUGCAGGAGGUCUGCAGGCGAGGUGGGUGGCAUGGGGGCCAAGAGCGCUGGAGAUCAUCUUUCUGCGCUGCCCUGGGCUUCCCGCGGGGCUUAGGUUGCUCUGUCACCAUUCUAUAUACCUCAGUCACCUGCCGCCCGGCUGCUCAGCAGGGGUGUUCGUGGUCCUGGGGGGCCUCACGUGAGGCCCUGGGGAUCCCCCGGAAAGGCCACCCCACCGCCCCUGUGGGAACCGGAGCAGAAUCUGUGGGCUUGUCUCCUGCCAGUAGUAUAAGCAACACUUUCUGUUCACCACCACUGUCCCUUGCGUUACUUCUUUCUUACGGCAUAUUUUUAACGUAAAGCUGUUAGACUUUAUAUAUUUCUAAUAGGUCAGACAUUGCCUAUUUUUCAUACAUCUGGUGCUGCCUUUUUGUAAAACUAGUAAUGACUUGGUUGAGCUUGAAAGAAAGGAUGUCUGAGGCGACAUCAAAGGGGCAGAAUUUUUAUAUUUCCCAUAUGGGUUUGGGAGAGCGCCGAGAAGCCCCCCAUCCCGCACCUCAGUGCCGGCCAGUACUCCGGGGGCUGGCGGGGUGGAUCCAUUGAGGGGGUUGGAGGGAGCUUGGAAGCAGCCGGUUUCUUUAAACUCUUACCAAAACCCCGUGCUCUGUCUAGACGGUGAUGAUUAUUAUUCAAGACCUGGAAACAUUUCAAGGAAGGACCACUAUAAUUGUCCUUUUGUGUGGCGGUAGAAGGAGCACGCAGGUCAACCCCAGCCGGGAAGGCAACAUCUUCCCUUUACUGCCUCAGAGAGAACUGCCAUUAGCGUUCUCAGAAGAUGAUUUCUUGGUAUCAAAAUGUGCAGUUUCUACAACAGUUCAGAUCACCACCACCACCAUUUUUCUUCUUUUUUAAAAAUAAAUAACUGCUCCUGUUUCAGGCAGUGCAAACCUUCAUCUGCUGGAGACCAGAGGGACGAGGAGAUCAGGGGGUUGCGGCACCGCUGCGUGCUUGCAAGAUCGGGGAGCUGGGAGGGCAAGAGAGGAGGAGGUGCAGCUUUGAGGCUGGGAACUCCCUGAGUGGGGCUGAUGAAUGUACAUUCAUUAGCACCACGGCUCACCUCCUAGGAAGACUGAUGAGGAGUCCUUUGGGAGACAGUUUUGUUCUCAAGAUUCACACCUUAGGAACACAUUUUUAUCACCUCCGAAUUUUGAUCCAUCACCCCUCUCUCCACCUAUAUUUUUACAAAAACCAUUCAGACUUAAAUUAAGCUGAAUAAACUAGCCUUUGGUAACAUAGGGUGACACUGGUUUUCAGGGAUGUAACCCAUUCCGGAAAUACAUUCUCUUGCCUGGCAUGAAGCCUUUGAAACACGGGCUGCUUAUUUUCAGAGUUCCUGUUUUGGGACGUGUCUUGGCUACUUGUUACUUCCAGGUGGCUGCCACACGACGGGUCAUGCCUUUCCCUCCCUCCAGAUGAUAAUGGAUUUAAUAGACUUGGGAAAGUUGUUCAGAAUUAAAGAAGAAAAAGUCUGGCUUAAACAUAGGAACUUCUGUGUGCCAGUUUGAUGACAACCAAAAGCUGUCUAUUUACCAUUAUUGCCAAACUAUCAGUUGCCCAUCCAGCACCAAAAUCCUGUGCGUGUUUAAAUUCACGUCACCAAAGAGGUGCACAGAUCCAACAACCUGGAUGACGCAGAUGUUCUCCAGGGAAACCAGAUGAAGUCAAGUCUCCAGGUUAAUUUUUUUAAGUCUUUUUUUUAAGGCAUGCAGCUACCAAGCAACAGAAUAGAGUAACCUGAACGUUCUUCCUCUCCCAGGCAUGGCCCACAUGGUGCUUCCGGUUGAAAUGUGUUUUGCCCUCCUGAUGGGGGGCGAGGCCACAGCCCACUACCUGCAGCACGGUAGAGAGCUGGGGCAAGUGUCCCCAUGUCUUUGGAAGAUGUCAGCUGGCCCCUUCCAGGGCAGAGUCGGGUGGGCAUUAGUGCCACCUUAGGAAGGAGAGCGAUGCGUGGGUCUGGCCAGGGCUCUGGAGCCAAUGCCAGGCUGCCUGAGGGCAGAGGAAUGCAUGGCCCAUGUGCAUUUCUGAGUAUUUUAAACUCGUCCAGCCCCUGCAGCCUUCGUGAUGAUGUAGCUUGCAGACAAGAGCAGGAGCAGAAUUAGCCCUUUCUUCAGGCCAUCUUGCCUCAAAGGGCACACAUGUUUUGGCGGUUAAGAUGAAACUAACCCUUAUGUUUCAUCCUAGUCCCAUGAUGUACACAUCUUAGCCAUGCAGUGGCCUUGGGUGGCCACAGAGAUUGGCUUUGAGGAGCUUGGUAGAGUCCACAGCCAUGACUGAAGUCAGUGGACACCGAGGGGACAGGACUGCAGGCCACCAGGGGCCUCUGCCCAGAGGGAGGCAGAGAGGAUGGUGGCCGCAGGCGCUCUCCUGGCAUUCUCAUGGGGUGAUGCCAGGCCAGGCACCUCAAAACAAGCUCAGCCGACUGGGAGAUCCUUUGUACUUUGCACAGUUCACACACACACCCCACCCCAAGUGUUUUUGUUAGACACAAAUGUCAGCGUGUGAUCUUGGAAGACUUGUCAGUG
Messenger RNA from Mandrillus leucophaeus (drill), 5001 nucleotides. It is a transcript of the gene SH3RF3, whose product is annotated as SH3 domain containing ring finger 3. The annotation marks the transcript as partial. Lineage: Eukaryota; Metazoa; Chordata; Mammalia; Primates; Cercopithecidae. The record is from RefSeq and is a predicted model, not a curated record. The transcript is spliced from 9 exons. Gene Ontology annotation, molecular function: protein binding.